GAGACAUGGAUGACGGCAGCAGCCUCAUCGAGUUUGAUGUGCCAGAGUUCAGCAAUACAGUGCUGAGCCAGCUGAAUGAACUGCGUUUGCAGGGCAAGCUGUGCGACAUCGUGGUGCACAUCCAGGGUCAGCCAUUCCGUGCCCACAAGGCUGUGCUGGCUGCCAGCUCACCUUACUUCCGCGAUCACUCUGCACUCAGCACCAUGAGUGGCCUCUCGCUCUCCGUCAUCAAAAGUCCUGAGGUGUUUGAGCGCCUUCUGGCCUUCUGCUAUACGGGCCGCAUGGCGCUUCCGCUCAAAGACGUGGUCAGCUUCCUCACUGCCGCCAGCUUCCUCCAGAUGCAGGCCAUCAUCGACAAGUGCACCCAGAUCCUUGAGGGUAUCCACUCCAAGAUCAGUCUGCCCCCCGGUGGCAGCCCGGAGAAGGGCAGCCCUCAAGCCAGCCGCAAUGGUGUGAAGGAAGGAGAUGUGUUCAUCAACCCCAUGCAGAUCUCACCCCCCUACUACUCACGGCAGGUGCUGAUUCCUCCGGGCAGCUCUGAGGCCAAACCAGACCAGGGCUGUCGAGGUCCACCGCGGCUGCGAGUACACGAGGAGGGUCAGUCAGACCGUGGCAGCAGCAGCGAUGGUGCUCCGGAGCAGGAGGCGGCAGCCGAUGCGGAGUUGGAGCAGGUGGAGCUCAUUGGCCGGGACGGACAGGUGACUGAUGUACACGUGAAACUGGAGAAGGCAGAGAGGCCCAGUUGCUCAGACAGCUCCUCAGCGGGGGACGACGGCUACCAUACAGAGCUGGUGGAUGGGGAGCAGGUGCUGGCAGUCAGUGUGGGCUCCUUCGGACCCGUGCUGCAGCCAGCAGGCUACGCCUACCCCCCGCUCUCUAACACGGCUUUUGUCAGUUUAAGCAGCUCCAGCCCAUCGCGCUCAAUCCUCAGCUCCUUUCGCGGAGGCCGGGCUCGGUCCAAGCGGCCCGCAGCAGUGACGCCAGAGGUUUUGAGCCGCCUGAAACCCAGCAAGGAAGACGGCGAAGCGUCGCCAGGUACCGGAAGCUUUGAGAACGACGUUCGGGAACGCAGUCUACGUGGCCAAUGGUACCCGUACAGCGAGAGGCUCAUCUGCAUCUACUGCGGCAAGUCCUUCAAUCAGAAGGGCAGCCUGGACCGUCACAUGCGGCUGCACAUGGGCAUCACACCUUUCGUGUGCAAGUUUUGUGGCAAGAAGUACACGCGCAAGGACCAGCUGGAGUACCACAUCCGCGGACACACAGACAACAAGCCCUUCCACUGCCAGAUCUGCGGCAAGUGCUUCCCCUUCCAGGGCACCCUCAACCAGCAUCUGCGCAAGAAGCAUGUGGGUGUUGCAGAUGGCAGCAACCAUGCGGACUCCCCUGACCGGGCAGAGCACACCGCAGGGCAGAGGGACCCAGAGGAUACCCCAGUUUCUGACGGCAGGGGAGCCUUUGGCGCACAGUACAGUGCAGAGACAUCCGGCCACGAUGAUGGUGAGGAGAGUGCCCGCGGCAGCCCAGAAGAGCCUCGGGCAUCUCGCGGCGAUUUUUAGGUCUUGGCUCCAUUUCCUUCUUUUUUUUUUUUUUCGUCACCAUUGCUUUUGGAGAAAAUCCUUGGAAUUCAGUUGGAAUCUGUCU
Messenger RNA from Scleropages formosus (Asian bonytongue), 1641 nucleotides. It is a transcript of the gene zbtb34, whose product is annotated as zinc finger and BTB domain containing 34. Gene Ontology annotation, biological process: regulation of transcription by RNA polymerase II. The record is from RefSeq and is a predicted model, not a curated record. Gene Ontology annotation, molecular function: DNA-binding transcription factor activity, RNA polymerase II-specific; protein binding; RNA polymerase II cis-regulatory region sequence-specific DNA binding. The transcript has a single exon. NCBI's taxonomy places the organism in Eukaryota, Metazoa, Chordata, Actinopteri, Osteoglossiformes, Osteoglossidae. Bases 6 to 1556 code for a protein of 516 amino acids.